GGCCGCCGUUGGUUCAUUUGCAUCUGUUCUACAAUUCACCGGUGAAUCCUUUCAGUGUCACUCUUCGACUGUCUCGCUUGAGACAAUACCAAGAUAUCGACAACUUCUCGCCACAGUUACCUUCUUUGCUAUUUUCUAUUUUGACAUUUACCUCUCCUCUUGUCUCGAAUCGUCCCUUCUGACCUCCAAAAGUCCUCACCACCAUGGCGAAUCCCGAUCCUGCAGAACAGAACGCCUUGAUCGCACAGUUCACUGCGAUCGUGGGGACAUCUUCCCGACAAGCUCACCAGUUCCUUGCCGCAAACGACUGGGAACUUGAAGCUGCUGUGUCGAAUUACUACGCCGCCCAAGAAGAUCACACCGAGGACAAUGCCGACGAAUCAGACUAUGUCGAUGAAGAGGAUCCAGACUCCUCGCAUCAAGCUCAAUCCCAACCUCCACAUCCUACAUUUGGCGCGGGUCGGAGAUUAGGGGAGGGCUCUUCAGAUUCCCAACCCGUGCCUGAUGCCCCUGCCUCCUCUUCGAGCUCCUCUCAGCGCAACAACAACCCAUCUACGCAAAAGAAGUUCGCUACUCUCGGCGACUUCUCUUCAGGUGGUGCGAACGGCGACGACUCAGAUGAUGAUGACAAACAAGAUCUGUUUGCUGGAGGCGAGAAGUCAGGCCUGGCGGUGCAGAAUCCGGACGACCUGAGAAAGAGAAUCCUGGAAAAGGCUCAGAAGCGUGGUCCUCCACCAAAAGAGGCUGCACCCAAGAAAUCAUUCUUUACCGGUUCAGCGCGCACACUGGGAGGCGAUGAUGCACCGUCACGUGAGAUCCCCGCUGCGCGUCAACCUCGUGGCAGAGCCGAGCGAGUCGAACGUGUGCUGCAUUUCUGGCAGGAUGGCUUCAGUAUAGACGAUGGAGACUUGUACAGAUUUGAUGACCCCAGGAAUGCUGAGAUUCUCAACUCCAUCCGGCAGGGACGGGCACCGCUGAACAUCAUGAAUGUCCAGCCUGGUCAGGAAGUGGAUGUGGAAAUCAAGCAACACGAAGAGAAAUACGUCAAGCCUAAGAAGAAGUACAGGCCAUUCGAAGGAUCCGGUCAACGUCUGGGCAGCCCCACCCCUGGAGUUCCUUCGAUGCCUGGAAGCUUCACCUCCGAGACUACGGCGCCGGCACCUGCACCUGCCUCUGCAGCUCCUCCGACGAGCGAAGUGGAUGAGUCGAAGCCAACCGUCACACUGAGAAUCAGUUUAGGCUCAGGUACGAGACUGACCUCGCGCUUCAACACGACCCAGACUAUUGGAGACGUAUAUGACUUCGUUCGACGAGCCGAAUCGGGCGGCAGGGACUUUGUUCUGCAAACCACCUUCCCAACAACAGAUCUCACGGACAAGUCCAAAGUGCUCGGGGAUAUGGCAGAGUUCAAGAGAGGAGGUGCUGUUGUUCAGCGAUACAUCUAAAUCAGCGCGAGCAUUGCAUCACGUCGGAGUUGAGACUGGACACGAGCUUUGGGAACGGCCCUCAGCAGAAACUGCAAAUUUGGGAGCUGCCAGCAGUCUGCUCCAGGAUGAGAGUAUGAACAUGAGCAUGGCAGCAACCAUGAUAAAAAGCUUCCUUGUGAUUGAGAUAUUAGAAAUAGAAAACACCGCAUCAAAGCAACCUCUUCUUGCCACCCUCAAAGGUCGAUCUCCCAUGUACGUGAG
This is a messenger RNA of Cladophialophora immunda, 1688 nucleotides long. RefSeq lists its product as uncharacterized. The record is from RefSeq and is a predicted model, not a curated record. The transcript is spliced from 2 exons. Gene Ontology annotation, molecular function: ubiquitin binding. NCBI's taxonomy places the organism in Eukaryota, Fungi, Ascomycota, Eurotiomycetes, Chaetothyriales, Herpotrichiellaceae. Gene Ontology annotation, biological process: nuclear membrane reassembly; proteasome-mediated ubiquitin-dependent protein catabolic process; autophagosome assembly. Bases 204 to 1445 code for a protein of 413 amino acids. Gene Ontology annotation, cellular component: cytosol; nucleus.